Arachis ipaensis is the source of this 699-nucleotide messenger RNA. The record is from RefSeq and is a predicted model, not a curated record. NCBI's taxonomy places the organism in Eukaryota, Viridiplantae, Streptophyta, Magnoliopsida, Fabales, Fabaceae.
AUGGUCUCGAAUGAAGGGACGCUUCCACGCUCUCAGACGCCACCGUCGUCUGAGAAGAACCCGACACGAGAGAGAGGGGGAAGCCACCCGCGACGCCGCCGGAGCUUCCAUUGCCGUCAGAAGCUGUUGCCGUCCAGCCAGCUGCUGCGGUGGUCGUCGCCUGUUGUGAAUGGCUGCCGGAGAAGUGGUUGUGGCUGCCGGAGCCACACCGGAGCUUCUGGCCGUUUAUGCCACUUUAGACCCCGCUGCCGUCGCCGGAAAACGCCUCUGCCGCCGUCGAGAUCCAAUGCCGUCAUCGUGAUUGGAAUUUGUCGCCGCUGCCGCUUGAGGUGGCUGCCGGGCUGCCACCGAGCCGGUUCGGAGACCGCCGCUGUGUCGGUUCAGCCGUUCCUCCUUCGGUUCGAGUUGUUGAGACUGUUGCGAAAGUGGCUUGGAACCGAGGUUUUGGCUGCCGGGAUUUUGAUUGCUGAUCUCGGGCUGAGGCGGAAAGGAUUCUGUGACGCGUUUAGAUUAUGGAUUUGUGUUUUGAGGAUAUGGGCGCAGAAGUCACGAAGAGUUUAUUUAGUUAUUGAUAUGUUCUGUAUUGAAGUAGAUUAUUUAUUGUACCUUCGCCUUUAUCUUGAUAUAUUCUGUGAGAGGGAUAGGGAUUGUAUUGGUUAAUGCUUGUAAAUAUAUUUGUAUAUAUAUAUGUAUGUAUAU